Molecule: messenger RNA, 1371 nt
Organism: Leptopilina heterotoma
Lineage: Eukaryota; Metazoa; Arthropoda; Insecta; Hymenoptera; Figitidae
Gene: Clc
Product: clathrin light chain
Exons: 6
Coding region: 177-752 (191 amino acids)
Biological process (GO): clathrin coat assembly; intracellular protein transport; clathrin-dependent endocytosis
Cellular component (GO): postsynaptic endocytic zone cytoplasmic component; plasma membrane; synaptic vesicle membrane
Molecular function (GO): clathrin heavy chain binding; structural molecule activity
Source: RefSeq, a predicted model, not a curated record
AUUGUUAGUUUCCCAUCUCAUAAAAAGUGAUCAAUGAUCGUUAUUGACGUUUCUAACCUGAAUUUGACAUUUGACGUAAAAAUCUGAAUAUUGCAAAAGGGGUGUUUCCUUAAUUCAACAACACCUAUAAAUUUAUUAAAACUCUGAUAAAAUAGUUUCUUUUUUUUGGUGAAAAUAUGGAUGCCUUUGGGGAUAAUUUUGUUGAGCCAGCAGAAGUUGAUCCAGCGGCAGAAUUUUUAGCUCGAGAACAAAAUGAACUUGCUGGACUCGAGGUUGAAAUUCCUCCAAUGACAAAUGUUGCUCCUAUUUCCAUUGACGAUGAGCCAGAAUUGGAUUUAGAGCCGGAACCAGAACCAGAAGUGCCAGCGCCGCCACCACCAGUAAAAGAAGAACCGGAGAAGAUCAAGAAAUGGAGAGAAGAGCAAAAAGCAAGAUUAGAAGAGAAAGACGCCGAAGAGGAGAAAAAGAAGCAAGAAUGGAAGGAAGUCGCGAAGAAGGAAUUGGAAGAAUGGUAUAAACAUCAUGUUGAGACCAUUAGUAAAACCAAAGCUACCAACAGGGAGUCAGCCAAAAAUGCAGAGAAACAAUUUGUGGCGGAAGCUGAUGAAGUUGAACCAGGAACCGAGUGGGAGAGAAUCGCAAAAUUGUGCGACUUCAAUCCAAAAUCAGCAAGAACAUCAAAAGACGUUUCUAGAAUGCGCUCCAUUAUUUUGCAGCUUAAGCAGAAUCCACCAUCUGCCAUUAAUUGUUGAUCCCGAAAUUGUACUCUUUUUCCAAUUCAGAUUAUUUAAAGCAAAAGAAGAAAAAUGCAAUCUAGUAUGUUGGAACAAAAUAUUUGCGAUUGGCUAGAAAACAAAGGGGGAAAUGAGUCUGUCGUUGGAAGAAAAUUUUUUUCGACAAUUCCUAUUGGCAAAUAUCAAUGUUACGAAAGAGAUGUCACUAAAAUAUGAUAUAUCAUUAAAUAUGGGUAAUUCCCUUUCAUCCAUAAAAAUAGUUGUACAUCAAACUCGUAAUCUUGUUAAAAGAAUUUAUUGUACAAUCGGGAGAUUAGAAAACUUUAUUUUAAUUUUCAUUUAGAAUGACAAGGUUUUUUUUUUUUAAAAAAAGUAGGUUUACAUGUAUUGCUAAUUAAAAGGAGCGUCACUCAAUAGCGUUUUCAAUUAUCAAUUAUAAAUAUAUCAAAUUGUAUUUGGAAAAAAAAUUGUCUUGUUAUUAUUGCAUUCCAUGAAUUAUUGUUUAGAUUUUCGAGAGUAGACUAUUUAUUUUCCUAUUAUUCUUUAUCUUGGAAACGUCUCUCGAAUCUACGUGUAUAUUAUUGUAGAAGUUGAUUCUGUCCGUUAAUUAACAAUAAAUAAUUUAAUGGAAAAUGAA